CGGGACGCACGGUUGGUCUGCACUGGCAGAGUGGCCCGGUUCCUGGAUACCCGCACGCGAUGGCGUCGGGUGGUUGGCGCUGGCUGCGCGGUCUGUGGGCAGCCGGGCAGCCCAUGUUCCAAGGCCGUGCGCUGCUCGUUACCAACACGCUGGGUUGUGGCGUUCUCAUGGCGGCUGGGGACGGCGCGCGCCAGUCCUGGGAGAUCCGCUCCCGGCCCAGCCAGAAGUUCGACCCACGGCGCUCAGUGAGCAUGUUUGCUGUGGGCUGCAGCAUGGGCCCCUUCCUACACUACUGGUACCUCUGGCUAGACCGCCUGCUCCCUGCGUCCGGCCUCCGUGGGCUUCCAAACAUCCUCAGGAAGGUUCUCGUCGACCAGUUGGUGGCCUCUCCCAUGCUGGGUGUCUGGUACUUCUUGGGUCUUGGCAGCCUAGAGGGCCAGUCCCUGGAAGAGAGCUGCCAGGAGCUUCGGGACAAGUUCUGGGAAUUUUACAAGGCUGAUUGGUGUGUGUGGCCUGCUGCGCAGCUGGUGAACUUCCUCUUUGUGCCCCCCCAGUUCCGAGUCACUUACAUCAAUGGCCUGACACUGGGCUGGGACACAUACCUCUCCUACCUGAAGUACCGGGUGAGCACAGUGGACAGACCAGGCACCCAGGAAACUCCUCAGGGGCCACACAUGUGAGACGCAAAAGGCAGUACAGCUCCUCUCCAGGGUGAGGGCCUCCUGUGCCUUUGACAGUCUGCACCCCAAGGUCGGUGGGUAGGGAGCUGAUCAACAGCAGGGUGAAGACGGAGCCCCUCUCAGCUGUCU
Molecule: messenger RNA, 809 nt
Organism: Molossus molossus (Pallas's mastiff bat)
Lineage: Eukaryota; Metazoa; Chordata; Mammalia; Chiroptera; Molossidae
Gene: MPV17L2
Product: MPV17 mitochondrial inner membrane protein like 2
Exons: 4
Coding region: 60-680 (206 amino acids)
Biological process (GO): mitochondrial ribosome assembly
Cellular component (GO): membrane; cytoplasm
Source: RefSeq, a predicted model, not a curated record